AUGUCCCACAAUUUCGAGAAAUCGGUGAAAGGGGCUACUAAAAUCAAGCUCGCUCCCCCCAAAUCCAAAUAUAUCGAGCACAUCCUAGUUGCGACACAUACAGGCGAGGCUGGAGUAGCAGAGAUAUUCCGAACACUGCACCUUCGACUUCGAGAGUCAACAUGGACGGUAGUAUUCAAGUCCCUAAUUGUGAUGCACAUCAUGAUCAGGGAGGGUCAGCUGGACGCUACUCUACAGUAUAUGGCAGAGAAUCCGAGAAAGCUUGCAAUCAGCAGAUUCUCCGAGGCUCAGUCACAAGGAUAUAAUAUCCGCAGAUACUCGGACUAUCUCAUAGCGCGCGCAAACGCAUUCGAGGCCACCAAGACCGACUACGUACGGAGCGGCCAAGGACGGAUGAGGAGACUGACAGUAGAGAAGGGUCUACUACGAGAGACAGAGAUUGUUCAGAAGCAGAUCCGCGCUCUGCUACUAUGUGAUCUCUUGACAGAUGAACCUGAAAAUGAAAUUACACUCACAGCCUUCCGCUUGCUGACUUUGGACCUCCUCACCCUGUACUCCGUCAUGAACGAGGGCACGAUAAACGUCUUGGAACAUUAUUUCGAGAUGUCACGGCCUGAUAGCGAGCGCGCGCUUGAAAUCUACAAAGUAUUCACCACGCAGACUGAGGAAGUCGUGAAGUUCCUCGGUGUUGCGAGGCAUUUUCAAUCAGCCACGCGACUAGAAAUCCCGAAACUUAAACACGCAUCCACGGAUCUAACACGACUCCUGGAGGACGAUCUAAACGAUCCGGACUUCGACCUUCGCCGGCGAGACUAUCUGGCAUCGAAAGGGAAAAGUGGUGGUCCUGCUCCAAAGGUCACAGCAAGUAACACCGGGGGAACUGGGAAUAGGGUCGUCAACAAUUCCAAUCCUGCGCCUCCGCGUCCCCAGACUGCCGAUCCUAGUCUCCCAAAGAAGGAAACCCCGUCAGAUUUGAUAGACUUCUUCGACACAAUUGAACCGACUCCACAAACAAUGGCGACGCAGCAGUUUCACCAACCACAGUUCCAGCAGCAACCGCAGGCGAUGCAAUUCCAGCAGACCGGAUUUCAACAGCAGCAGCCAGGGUUUUACUCACAACAAACAGGCUUCCAACAAGCGACCCAACAGACAGGAGUUGCCCAAGCGGGAUCGUUUGUCCAGCAAAAUCAUAAUCCAUUUGGACAACAGCAAGCACCACAGCCUCUUCAAGCUACGCCGACUGGCGCAGGAUUCGGCGGCUACACCCCGCAACCACAGACAUAUGCUCAGACAGGCCUUGCGCCCAACCCGCAAACUCACCUUUCUCCGUUCCCUCAACAGCAGCAGCCACAGCAGCAGCAGCAGACCACGAAUCCAUUCCGACAAUCCAUGUUGAUGAGCACACCGACAGGCUCAAGCUUGUCUCCCACCCAAUUGAAUCGCAUGAGCACCAAUCCGUUUGCUCGACGGUUGUCAGUUGCGAACCCCCAAUACGCUGGCACCGCCGAUGCGUUCCCGCAACCCCCUCAGCAACCGCCGCAGCCUGUCCAGCAAUUGCAGCCGCAGCGUACUGGGACGAACCCCUUUGCUCGAAGCUCUUCAGUCCCUCCGCAACAGUCUCAAGGGCUGCAGCCACCGGCGGCGGCGCUGCGCCCUAAUCCCACCGGUAGCACGAAUCCAUUCCGACAGAGUGCAUUUAUCAACCAGCAGACCGGCCAGGGGUGGCAGGCCGGCACCCAACAAGGGACAAUGGGUGGUUAUGAGAACUUGGAGACUUUACCUGUUUUUCCACGACCGGGAAUGAUGUAG
Aspergillus tanneri is the source of this 1809-nucleotide messenger RNA. RefSeq names its product ENTH domain protein. Gene Ontology annotation, biological process: clathrin coat assembly; vesicle budding from membrane; clathrin-dependent endocytosis. Gene Ontology annotation, molecular function: 1-phosphatidylinositol binding; phosphatidylinositol-4,5-bisphosphate binding; SNARE binding. Gene Ontology annotation, cellular component: clathrin-coated vesicle; clathrin-coated pit. The transcript has 5 exons. Bases 1 to 1809 code for a protein of 602 amino acids. The record is from RefSeq and is a predicted model, not a curated record. NCBI's taxonomy places the organism in Eukaryota, Fungi, Ascomycota, Eurotiomycetes, Eurotiales, Aspergillaceae.